Morchella sextelata is the source of this 2067-nucleotide messenger RNA. RefSeq lists its product as uncharacterized. The transcript has 6 exons. NCBI's taxonomy places the organism in Eukaryota, Fungi, Ascomycota, Pezizomycetes, Pezizales, Morchellaceae. The record is from RefSeq and is a predicted model, not a curated record. Gene Ontology annotation, molecular function: protein serine/threonine kinase activity; ATP binding. Gene Ontology annotation, cellular component: cytoplasm; nucleus. Gene Ontology annotation, biological process: mitotic DNA damage checkpoint signaling; protein phosphorylation. Bases 1 to 2067 code for a protein of 688 amino acids.
AUGUCCUCCGAGUACUUCUCUAGCUGGCGGCCGCGGCCUAUAGACCGCGAAGCAGGACCAGGGACAGUACACGUUUUGCCCAAGCCAGGGCCGCAAGGGAAGGAUCUCAACAACUUACCCCGGUCCUAUAGACUUCCUGCCGAAGGGUGUCAGGCCGGUCAAUCAUGGCACUCCCGGAACCUACCCCUUGAUGACAUAUCUGGGUGUACUGUGACACAUUUUGGUAAUUCACAAGUAAUAAGUUCCACCGAAUUACAAGAAUCAGAUGAUGGAGCCCAUAAAAGAAUUAUCAAAAGAUAUUAUACUCUGGAUUAUCGGUGCAGAGAGAUUUAUAUCCCGAGCGAUAUUAUACACGAGAUCAAAGCAAUUUUGAAGGCAGAUCGAAUGGACCUUUUUCAGAGGUUUCUGGGAUGGUAUACAUGUGAAGGGCACACUUUCCAAUUCUACUCGGUGUAUUUCGCGAUGGAAUACUUUGAGAACGGACACCUUGGCCAAUUCAUGGGCGCUACGUGGCUAAAGAUAAACGCAAGAUCAAUCACAGAACAACUGUUAAAAGGAUUAUCUGUGCUCCACUCCCGAGAAAUAUUCCACCCAAAUAUGGAACCUAAACACGUGCUCAUCGCGUCAUGGGAUCCGAUCCGUGUCAAGAUAGGAGGCCUCGAACGGUCGAUAUUCAAACAGGAAUACGUUUUGGGUCAGAAUCUUGAAUGGCUUUGUUACCAGAUCCCAGAGAUCGAGUUAUUCGCAUCGGUGGGUUCGAAGGCGAAGUAUUCUCGGAAUCUCGAUGCUAUGGACAUGUGGACACUUGGAUGUCUUUUAUACGAAAUGCUUUUUUCCAAACCUCCAUGCUGUUGCGGUGUUCUUCAAAGUUGCAAAUGCAUGGGAUUGUCAACUGAAAGAUCGAUUAGUUUUCCAUGGAGUUUUGAUGAUUGUGGUUUGAGAAAUAUUGACUUCCCAAUAGACCUAUUGAGAGAUAGUUCUGUGGAGGAGAUCAAGCAGAACCAUGGAGAUUUUAGAAUUCAUGAAGUCGUUGUUAACGUUCAGUACGGAUUCAAGAAUAACAACAGAGGAGGCAUUGAGUGGUCACCACAGGCUAAGUGGAUCCAGGGAGCGCGGAUUGGAAGCGGUGGAUACGGUACUGUCUGGCUUCAAAGGUCCCCGUGUGGUAGCCACGAAAGGGCUGUCAAAGUCUUUCAAAAUAAAUACGAUGGGUCUAACUUGAGGGAGAUAGAAAUAUUGACGAUGGUAUCAAGUCGAGAUCUACAACCCUAUUUUGUAAAGUUUCUGGGAUGGUAUGAAGAGUUGAAUUCAACAUAUAUCGCAAUGGAAUACAUCAAGGAUGGAGACCUUAGCAAAGACAUCGGUACUCCAUGGCUCGCAGAGGCGGGGAACACAAAAGAAAUCACAAAACAACUCUUGGAAGGACUUUCUGCGCUCCACUCGCUAAAGAUUUGCCACCGAGAUAUAAAGCCACCAAAUGUGCUCAUCGCUUCCCGACGUCCGGUCCGUGUCAAAAUCGCAGACUUUGGGUUCUCGAAACACCAAACCGGCACCGUUCUCCGAACGGCCGACGGAACCGAGUUCUACUCCGGCACCGCUCUCCGAACGGCCGGCGGAACCGAGGGCUACUCUGCCCCAGAGACGAUGGGCUAUACACGGGAAGAAAUCAAAGGCUUAGAGCAGUGUGAUGUGUAUACCGAAGCUGCCGAUAUGUGGUCCCUCGGGUGCCUCCUAUAUGUGAUGCUGACUUCCGAGCUUCCGUUCUUUCGUCGCAUCUCCCUUGAUGACUCAACGGAGAGUGGAAUUAUUGUGUCGACCCUCAAACAUGAGCCGGACGUGAAGUUGCUGAUUGCAUUCUGUAAUGGAAGGAACGAGAUUUUGAUGGAAUUGUUAGAGAAAUUUGACUUGGAGGAGUGGGCGGUUGAACUUUUGCAAGAACUACUGGUGCCGCAUCCGGAGGAGAGGAUACCUGCGGAGCGUGCUUUAACAAGUCGCUGUUUCCAGAUAUCACCUAGGGGCAGUGAUUCGUAUUCUUGGGGGAAUGGAUCAGAAGAUCUUGAAUUUUGA